AUGGGUGGUCAUGAUUAUACAGAAAAUCUCAAGGGGGUUAAUGAUGGAUUGACAGACUUGACCAAGAAUGUCAAUGCGCUUAUUCAGGCUAUGAACGCCAACAAGUCUGAAGAAACAGAGAGAAGAAAACAGAAAGUUAUUGAGCAGCGUCAGCAACGUGAAGAAGAAAGAACACAACGUCAGCUAGAGUUAACGGAGAAUAAUACAGCUUUGACAUCCAGUAUUACUACAGCGUUAACAAAUUUGUCCACAACCAUUGCCGCUUCUGUUGCCACGGCCGUUGUUGAUCAACUUCGCCCCUUGCUUCCUCCAGUUGCAGGCAAUCAUGGUGGUCCUCGUAAUAAUCCACCUCCACCACCACCUCCGCGACAAAAUAACACCAACCUCAAGUUUCCUCAAUUCGAUGGAGAUGAUCAUGACGGUUGGCUUUUCAAUGCAGAUCAAUAUUUCGCAGUUCACACAGCAGAUGAUGCUCUUAAAAUUACUAUUGCCUCUGCAAAUUUGAAAGGUGAUGCUAAUGUUUGGUUUAGAUGGAAGCAGUCUAAAGCUGCCAUUGUUACUUGGGCUGAGUUUGGUGCUCAUCUUCGAGAUCGUUUUUCACCAGAGAAAUUUGUGGAUCCUAGACUAGCUAUUAGCAACAUCGAACAAAAAGGCACAGUGCGUGAGCAUAUUCCUGUGUUUGAGCGUUUAAUGAAUUUAGUGGACUUCACGGAAGAACACUUGAUUCAAUGCUUCAUCCGCUCUCUUAAACCUCAAAUAGGUUCGGCGCUUAGAUUAUUAGAUAUCAGAUCUUUGGAUGAUGCUUUUAAAAAAGCCAUCCAUCAAGAGGAAGCCCUUGCAGCAAAUAAGCCUGUUCCCAGACAGCCUUAUCGUCCUCCUCCCUUCCGGCCUGCUGCAACUGUUCAACCCACUCCUUAUAACAAGUCUUCUUCUCCUUUUGUGUAUCGCCAUUUAUCACCAGCUGAACAACGUGAACGAAGAGAAAAGGGUCUCUGUUUUAAUUGUGAUGAGGUUUACAAGAAAGAUCAUGUUUGUCUGAAUCCCAGACUGACCAUUUUGGAUGUUGAGGAAUAUAUUCGUGAAGGUUCUACCACUACAGAGGAUACUGCUCCUGUUUCCUUUGAAGUUUCUGAAGUAUAUGAAUUUGAUCCUACCAUCUCCUUAAGCUCGCUAUUUGGUUCUUCCUUUCCACGUACUAUGCGCGUUACAGAUCGUAUUAAUUCUCAACCCAUUACUAUUUUGAUUGAUUCAGGAUCUACUCAUAACUUUUUGCAUCCAUCUGUGGCUAAACAAUGUGGAUUUGAAGUUUGUUCUCGAGAUUCUCCUCUAAGUGUUACUGUGGGUGAUGGUGGCAAGUUGAAUACUCGGGGUUCUUGUCCUUCUGUCCCUAUUCAACUCCCUAGUUUCAGGUUUAGUGCUGAUUUCCACUUGCUUGACAUUAGUGGUUGUGAUGCAGUUUUAGGGGUACAAUGGUUACGUACUUUAGGACCUAUUGAAUGGGAUUUUGCAAGAUUAUCAAUGCAAUUUACAGUUAAUGGUAAAACUGUGUCCUUACUUGGUAACAAUCAUUCGUCUGUAAUGAUUUUGGAGCAAAAAUCAAUGCAGCGUUUAUUACAACAUGCAAAUCAUGGGGUUUUUAUUGAACUAGCUGCAUUAACUACUUCAUUGAAGCAACCAACGACUCUUCCACCAGAACGUCUUCAUGAUCAUAGAAUUCCAUUGGUUCCUGGUUCUCCACCUGUCAAUGUGAGGCCGUAUCGAUACCCUUACUUCCAGAAAUCAGAAAUUGAAAAGAUUGUUGCUGAAUUACAAUUCUCUGGUUUUAUACGUCCAAGUUCGAGCCCCUAUUCUUCCCCAGUGCUGAUGGUACGUAAGAAAGACGAGUCUUGGCGUAUGUGUGUUGAUUACCGUGCUUUGAAUAAGCUGACAAUCAAGGAUAGAUUUCCAAUCCUUGUUGUUGAUGAGCUGUUAGACGAACUGCAUGGUGCGACUGUGUUUACUAAACUGGAUUUGCGCUCGGGUUAUCAUCAAAUUCGAUUGCAUAAAGCUGAUAUUCCUAAGAAAGCUUUUCGAACUCACGAUGGUCACUAUGAGUUCUUGGUUAUGCCAUUCGGUCUUUCCAAUGCUCCAUCCACUUUUCAGAGUUUAAUGAAUGAUUCUUUCAGGGAAUAUUUACGAAAGUUCGUGCUGGUCUUCUUUGAUGACAUUCUGAUUUAUAGCAGGAAUAUGUCUGAUCAUUUGAUUCACUUGUCUCAGGUGUUUGAAGUACUUCGUUCUAAUCAGUUAUUUUUGAAGGAAUCCAAGUGCACCUUUGCUCAGUCCUCCGUGGGUUAUUUGGGACAUGUUAUUUCAGCUGAGGGAGUUUCAGUUGAACAAGAGAAGAUUGAAUGUAUUAUGUCAUGGCCUACACCAACUACCAUCAGAGAGUUACACGGUUUUUUGGGCUUGGCAGGUUAUUAUCGAAAGUUUGUUAAGGAUUUUGGUAAGAUCAGUGCGCCAUUAACUCAACUACUUAAGAAAGAUGCUUUUCAAUGGUCGGAAAAAGCUAUUGCUGCCUUCAAACUUUUGCAAACUGCUCUUACUACAACACCAGUUUUGAUCCUUCCUGAUUUUUCUAAAGAAUUUGUAAUAGAAUGCGAUGCUUCUGGAUUUGGAUUGGGUGCUGUUUUGUUACAAUCUGGUAGGCCUAUUGCUUUUCACAGCAAGCCUUUAGCUGAGAAGAACAAGAAUUUAGCAGUUUAUGAUAAGGAGAUGCUAGCUAUUAUUUCUGCAAUUCAAAAAUGGCGCCAUUAUUUGCUUGGGAGGCAUUUCAAAAUAUAUACAUAUCAUAAGAGUCUGAAAUAUUUUUUGGACCAGAAAAUAUCUUCCUUAGAGCAACAGAAAUGGCUAUCUAAACUUUUGGGUUACGAUUAUGAGAGAAUCUUUAGACCAGGAAAAGACAAUGCUGCAGCUGAUGCUCUGUCUCGCCAAUCCAGCUUCCACUACAGUCUUACUGCACCAGUUUUCAGUGGUGUAACAGAAAUAAUGCACGAAUGUCAUAAUGACACUGAAUAUGGAGAGCUUAUUCAACGGUUAGUUGCAGAUCCAACUUAUAAGCGUAAUUAUUCUUACGUAACUGGUAUAUUACGUUACAAAGGCAGAAUUGUGAAUACACAGUUAUGUCGCAGUUCAGCUUAUCAUCCUCAGUCGGAUGGACAAACAGAGGCGACAAAUAGAACUUUAGAGUGUUAUUUGAGGUGUUUUGCGGGAAUGAAGCCAACUGAUUGGAGAAAAUGGUUACCUUGGGCUGAGUGGUGGUAUAAUACAAGCUUUCAUUCAGCCAUUCGAAUGUCUCCUUAUCAGGCAUUGUACAGUCGUCCCCCACCUGCAGUUACAGCUUAUUUACCAGGUUCAACUUCAGUGCACGAUGUUGAAUUAAAUCUUAAGGCUCGUGAUCAUACACUCAAGCUUUUGAAGUCUCAUUUGCAUGAUGCACAGUCCAGAAUGAAAAAAUAUGCUGAUUCGCACCGUACUGAGCAUUCAUUUUCAGUAGAUGAUUGGGUUUAUUUAAGAUUACAGCCUUAUCGUCAAACAACAGUGUUUCAGCAAUCUUUUUCAAAGCUGUCUCCUAAGUUCUAUGGACCAUUCCGCAUUUUGGAGAAAAUUGGGUCAGUUGCGUACAAACUAGAGCUUCCUGCCUCUAGCCGCAUUCAUCCAGUUGUUCACGUAUCUCAGCUUAAACUAAAGGUGGGAUCAACUACAUCUGUGGAACAAGUGUUACCAGACAUUAUUGAUUAUGAAAAGUGGGAACCUGACUCGAUUUUGGAUCGUCGCAUGUAUAAGAAAGGCAGUGGUGCAGGCACCAAAUGGUUAAUCAAGUGGAAGAAUCAUGCGCAAGAGGACACAACUUGGGAAGAUGCUGAUGAUUUCAUCGCUAAGUUUCCAGAAUUUGAGGCUUGA
Papaver somniferum (opium poppy) is the source of this 3939-nucleotide messenger RNA. RefSeq lists its product as uncharacterized. The record is from RefSeq and is a predicted model, not a curated record. Gene Ontology annotation, molecular function: nucleic acid binding. Lineage: Eukaryota; Viridiplantae; Streptophyta; Magnoliopsida; Ranunculales; Papaveraceae. The transcript has 3 exons. The coding region runs from base 1 to 3939 and encodes 1312 amino acids. Gene Ontology annotation, biological process: DNA integration.